This is a messenger RNA of Colletotrichum orchidophilum, 159 nucleotides long. RefSeq lists its product as uncharacterized. The record is from RefSeq and is a predicted model, not a curated record. Lineage: Eukaryota; Fungi; Ascomycota; Sordariomycetes; Glomerellales; Glomerellaceae. The annotation marks the transcript as partial. The transcript has a single exon.
UCUUCUUUAAUAAAAAUACUAAUCUUCUUCGUACUUAAAAAAAGUAAAAAAAAGCUUAGAUUUAUAAUCGAUUAUAAAAAACUUAACGAAAUUAUUAAAAAAAAUUAUUAUUUAUUACCCCUUAUCGCAGAACUUAAGGAAAUAUUAUAUAAAGCUUAA